UGGACGACAUAUUGUACUCUCCGGGGGAUCUUACUGGUGUCAUUAUCGCUGCCACUAAACGACAAUUGCUUCUCGUGACAGAGACAACCUUCGUCAUAACCUCGACAUUAAACAGGUACUAUUCACCAGGAAAGGUGAAGAUGACUAGAUGAUGUAACCUAUAGUCUUAUAUAUCCAGUGCAGAUUAAUUAAGCCAAUAGAAGCCAGCGACUAUUGUUGAACGAGUGUUGUGGAUACACGAUUUUCUAUUGAUACGUUUCUCAGUUGUAUUGGCGGGGCUUCAAUCGCCUUCAUAUCAUUGACCGACCCCGUCUAACAAGUUUCUUUUGCGCGAUCAAUAGUCGCUCCGUUACAAAAAGAAUGCGGACUAUCCUUCGCGUAGUCAACGACUUUGGUUUACAACACGAGGAACCGGUGUAAGUCGGGAGUGAUAAGAAUAUUGGAAGCGCUGUAAUCUGCUCUAAUUGAUCGAGCAUUCUGAAAACAAGUGUAUUGUCUGGAUGACGUUGUCAAGUCAUUCUGUCCAGUAGCCACACUCCAAGUCUUAUCCAAGACAUUAAUUAUGAAGAUAUGAUGGAACCGGGAACAAAUUGAAAUUCAAUAGUUUCUCUGUUGACAUAGUUUCUUCCUACGACUUCCAGGCAAAGGUUAAUAAUAUCAUAAUGUUUUUCCCUUAGAUCAAUAGCCGUCAUUGUUGCCAUGUGUUUUAAACUUCUUUGGUGAAACCUUUGAUGGAUGAUUUCACGACUCAAUAGGAUUUAUCUGAAAAAAAAGAAAGAAAAACUAGAAUUGAGUUGAUCAUUUGUGUACAGUUAACGGGGUCUAUACUGUGAACAGCGAUUAAACAGUGGUUUUAGCUGACUGAUCAGUUUCAAUACGAAUCAAUUUUUAAUUAUAACAGAAUACACAUUAUCAACGUCCUAUUCAUCGAGAGCUAUUAUUGGUGCAUCACUGCGAUAAAUUACUAGAGAGUUAUCGAGGUGGAAUUCAUCCUCUUAUAAUAAAAUACAGCAUCACUUCGAUAAAUUACUGGUGAGCCAGCGAGGAGGAAUUCAUCUUCUUAUUAAAAAAAAUACAGCAUCACUACUGCCGUGGGUUUUGUUUUGUGGAUUUGUGUAAAGUGUUUUGAUACAGAUAUGUGACCGAUCGAAUUUUUAUUUAUAUUUACAAGGGUGUUUAUUUCAACAAGGUAAUAAAUCAACAUGACGGAAUCUGAAGAUACCUACAUAGGAUUGAUUUUAAACUGGUUAAUUAACAAUAACAGCACCCCCGGUGUCGAUUUCACUCAGCCAUUUGUGAGGCGUUCCCUGCAGUACGUUUAUCCGCUGUUUAUGUUCAUACAUGCUGUAGUGGUGUUAGUCGGAGUGAUCGGUAAUGUCGGAAUGCUUGUUGUCAUCGUUAAAAGACGCUUAUACCACGACCAAACCUACUUCCUUAUGUGCAACAUGGCUUUGUCCGAUCUCAUCAAAUGUAUUUUUGUCCUGCCGAUUACGUUAGCUAAUCUUCUCAUUCAGAACUGGCUGUUCGGCAGUUUUAUGUGUUUCUUCUUACCGAUGAUGCAGUGUUUUCCAUUCCAUGCCUCCAUGUUGACGUACCUCAUGAUCGCCAUUGACAGGUACCGAUUGAUCGUUCACCCAUUUAAGUCACGUCUGCCGGCCGGUUUGUGUGUUAUUGGUGUCUGGGUGGCCGCCGUCUGUGUUGUUCUCCCAUACGCUGUGUACAUUAAAUAUAUCGAUCUGGGAGCCUCUCUUGGUAAAAACUUUGAUGGAGUCGGCAUCUGUUAUGUAAACGUUGAGAAACGUAUUGAGGAGUACAUUCGUGCCAUUUUUGUGACACUAUACGCCAUGCCCUUGGCAAUAAUCGCCUUCCUUUAUGUGAGAAUAUCAGCCGAACUGAAAUCACGCGAGGGAUCCUCGGUAUCCAUUCAUUUUGACGGAAGUGAGGUGAUGCAAAGUAUGACGGGACGACCAUACGACACCAACAUCACGUGGUCGAGUACAAACGGGGCUACGGCAACAACAAGGCUCGAUCCAGACGCUGGUCCCAGUGAGUCAACAAGGGUCAAAUCCUAUAACGAGGCUGCUACCCAGGAUAGUGACGAUGACCUCGACCUUGUGAAAGAAAAACGCACACAAAACUAUCUGAUAGCCAUGACUACGUUAUUCGCUAUGUGCUGGUGCCCGUUACAGAUACUGAUAUUAGUGAAUUAUUUCGUUCAUGAGAAUGAUCAUAACGAAGGACAUUAUGACAUAACGUAUAUAACCUUUUCGUGGUUCGGUUUUCUGUCCACAUGCACCACUUCGAUUUUGUUUGCUUCUUGGCGCAUGUCCAGCGCGACCAAAGACCGUCUUAGGGGCUACUUCCGAUUUAGUAACAGACGGAGAAGUUCGCUACAGGUAAGCCGACGUCACGAGCGUGCCCCUUCUUCACGCACACCUUCCACCGUUACCACCUGUACAAUCCAAGAACACAGUCCUCGCCAAUCUCUUACUCCUCACUUUUAGUGAAAGCUUCCUGCUGCUUCAGUAUCUUCAUCUGCUAUCUGCUUAUCUUUUCCAUCUUUGUGUAGAUUAGAUGAAGCACUACGCACACUCCCCAGAAUACAUAUCUUUAUAUCGACCGCAUUUGCUAAAACGGUAUCCCAUUUUGUUUCAGAGAAGACGAUACCAAACACAUUAUCUUAACGGGGCUACCCGAACGAACUUUGAGGAAAUUGUUGACGCCAAAACUGUUCGAGAAGCUGCUUCGGUUUAAAACCAAAUAUUUAUUAUGUGUUUUCAAUGAUAUAUGAAAUGCCAAUAUAUAAUAUAAUUUUGUAAGAUAAUUUAUCUAUUUAUUUAUUUAUUUAUUUAUUUGACCAUAUAACCAAAGUUUAUGAAUAUAAUACUGUACAAUCUGGAAUUGUUGCAGAUAUUCUUGUAUUUAUUACCCAUGAAAACCUCGUCCCAAAAGAGGUUUUACUGUUUUAGCUAUGAUAGGUGGUGCGUCAAUCGUUCGUGAAGCUUUUUUUUAAAAAACCAACUCGAAUGCGUUACCCAUGAAGACCUCUUCCCAAAGGAGGUUUUGCUGUUUCAGCUAUGCCAUGUGUUUGCACCAAUUCCAUGGAACAAUAAUAAUUAUUAUUAUCUGUUAAAACGAAUCAGACACAGCAAUGCCAAUAUGUAAUAUUAAAACCAAAGUUUAUGAAAUGUAAUACUCUAAAAUCUUGAAUUAUUGCAGAUAUUCUUGCAUUUGUUAUCCAUGAAAACCUCUUCCCAUAAGAGGUCCUACUGUUACAGCUAUGAUUGGUAGUGUGUCAGUUGAAUAGAAAAAUCAUUCGUGGAGCGUUUUUUAAAACUUAAAACAACUGGAAUGUGUUACCCAAUUUGUGCAUCAAUUGCAUAGAAAAAUCUUUCGUGAAGCUUUUUUUUAAAAACAACAGGAAUUUGUUACCCAUGAAAACCUCUUCCCAAAGGAGGUUCUAUUUUUACAGCUAUGAUUGGUGUUGCAUCAAUUGCAUAGCAAAAUCAUUCUUGAAGCUUCUUUAAAACAACUGGAAUGCUGCAGUAGUUUCGCCUUUAACAAUAUUAUAAUGUUCUUGUUGAUGUUACAAUAAUUGCCGUUGGUCUUCA
Molecule: messenger RNA, 3611 nt
Organism: Patella vulgata (common limpet)
Lineage: Eukaryota; Metazoa; Mollusca; Gastropoda; Patellidae
Product: neuropeptide Y receptor type 1-like
Exons: 2
Coding region: 1203-2504 (433 amino acids)
Biological process (GO): neuropeptide signaling pathway
Cellular component (GO): membrane
Molecular function (GO): neuropeptide receptor activity
Source: RefSeq, a predicted model, not a curated record